AUGCCUCUUAACAUAAGAGACCACGCCCGCCUGUACGGCUCCGCAGCCCUUGCGGUUGCCUUCUUCGCGGGCAUUCUGGUCACCCUCGGCUUCAAGGACGUCUACCCAGAUCUGGAAAGGCGGUACAAGGCCUCCAAAAAGAAGAAGUCAUACCCUCGCGCGCGGCGCAACUCAAACGCAUCCAUCCUCACAUACGACCCUAGACGCAGCAGCAUCUUCUACGGCGACCCCGUCCAGCUCGAGGACCACGACGAUGGCGUCAACUUCACCGACUCGAUGGGCGCCGGCCUGCCCGUCAUCUCGGACGGCAUCGAGUCCACCAUCGGCCACACGCCGCUGAUCCGCCUCAAGGCCCUGUCGGCGCUGCUGGGCCGGGACGUCCUCGCCAAGGCAGAGUUCCUGAACGGCUGCGGCGGCUCGCCCAAGGACCGCGUCGCCCUCUCCAUGAUCCUGACGGCCGAGCAGGCCGGCCUCCUGGUCCCGCACCGCGGCGACACCAUCUACGAGGGCACCGUGGGGUCGACGGGCAUCUCGCUCGCCACCCUCGCGCGCGCCAGGGGUUACCGCUGCCACAUCUGCAUGCCCGACGACCAGUCGCACGAGAAGAGCGACCUGCUGCGCCAGCUCGGCGCAACCGUCGAGCGCGUCACCGUCGCGCCCAUCACCAGCCCCGGCCACUUCUUCGAGUCCGAGGCCAACUGGACGGCGCACCUGCGCAGCACGGGCCCGGAGAUCUUCGCGCAGACGGGCGGCGCCCUGAGCGCCUUCGUCGCGGGCGCGGGCACCGGCGGCACCAUCAGCGGCGUCGCCCGGUACCUCAAGGAGGAGGCCGAGCUGGGCGACGCCGUGAGGGUCGUCCUCGCCGACCCGCAGGGCAGCGGGCUGUACAACAAGGUCAAGUACGGCGUCAUGUACUCGCCCACCGAGCGCGAGGGCACCCGCCGCCGGCAGCAGGUCGACACCAUCGUCGAGGGCGUCGGCGUCAACCGCAUCACCGAGAACUUCGAGGCCGGGAGGGAGCUCAUCGACGACGCCGUCAAGGUCACCGACGAGCAGGCCUGCAGGAUGGCCCGCUGGAUGGUCGAGAACGAGGGCAUAUUCGCGGGCAGCAGCAGCGCCGUCAACCUCGUCGGCGCCGUGGCGACGGCCCUGAGCCUGCCCGAGGGGAGCACGGUCGUCACCAUUCUAUGCGAUUCGGGGCAGAGGCACCUGAGCAAGUUCUACAAGAAGGUCGCUGAGUUGGGACUGGAUGAGGAGCACAAUUCUCUGGAUUUGCUUGCACUUUUGGGACUUGAGCGGCGCGAGAGGUAA
This is a messenger RNA of Diaporthe citri, 1311 nucleotides long. RefSeq lists its product as uncharacterized. Gene Ontology annotation, molecular function: cysteine synthase activity. The record is from RefSeq and is a predicted model, not a curated record. Gene Ontology annotation, cellular component: cytoplasm. The transcript is spliced from 2 exons. NCBI's taxonomy places the organism in Eukaryota, Fungi, Ascomycota, Sordariomycetes, Diaporthales, Diaporthaceae. The coding region runs from base 1 to 1311 and encodes 436 amino acids.